CGUGCCUUGUUGAGAUAGAUGGAUCAGAUAAGCCGAUGAAAAAAAGAGGUGGGGUUCGAAUAGAUAGACACGCGGUGCGAACUACCCUCUGUGAUCACUUCCGCGGCAGUUUAUCCAGCGAAGCUAGCAGGCAGCAGCAAUGGCGGCCGAGCCCGAGAUCUGCGUGCUCUCCAAUGGCAGGAUCACGGCGAACAUCGCCAGCUGGGGCGCCACCAUCACCUCCCUCCUCGUCCCCGACGCGCAAGGGGAUCUCGCGGAUGUCGUUCUUGGGUUCGACACACUGGAGCCGUACUUGAAAGGCAUGGCACCUUAUUUUGGUUGCAUAGUUGGCCGAGUUGCAAAUAGGAUCAAGAAUGGGAAGUUUGAUCUGAACGGAGUCGAGUAUUCAUUGCCUAUCAACAAUGGGCCGAACAGCCUUCAUGGUGGAUUGAAGGGGUUUGACAAGGUUGUGUGGGAUGUUGUAGAGCGUAAAGAUGGCGAGUACCCAUCAAUAACCUUUCAAUAUGAGAGCAAAGAUGGCGAAGAAGGUUACCCUGGCGAUGUAACCGUCCGAGCAACGUAUUCUCUUCCGGAGGCCACCACUCUAAGACUUGAUAUGGAAGCUAUACCAGCUAACAAAGCCACUCCUAUCAGCUUGGCACAGCAUACUUACUGGAACCUUGCAGGCCACAACUCUGGCAGCAUCUUGGAUCAUUCGAUCCAGAUCUGGGCAAAACACGUCACUCCAGUCAAUGAAAACACGAUUCCUACCGGAGAAAUAAUGCCCGUCCAGGACACGCCUUUUGAUUUCACCACGGAGCACAAGAUUGGAGACCGCAUCAGCGAUGUUCCUGGAGGGUACGACCAUAACUAUGUGUUGGACUCGGGCGAUGAGAAGAAUGGCUUGAAGCACGCAGCCAAGCUGAAGGACCCAUCGAGCUCACGAACUCUGGACCUCUGGACCGAUGCGCCUGGCAUGCAGUUCUAUACUGCCAACUAUGUGAAUGGCAUCACGGGCAAAGGUGGAGCUGUUUACGGUAAGCAUGCCGGAGUAUGCUUGGAAACCCAGGGGUUCCCCAAUGCCAUCAACCAGCCCAAUUUCCCGUCUGUGGUGGUGCAGCCUGGUGCGAAGUAUAAGCACGCCAUGUUGUUUGAGUUCUCGGCAUGAUUAGAUAUGCUGCCGGCAGCUUAAAUGGCUGCAACUGCAAUAGUUAUAGAGUGGAAUAAAACGACCAGAAGAAAAAAAGUCAAAUUGUAGUACCAAACAAAAAUAAAAAAGGUGUAGUGACCAGAACUGAGCGACAUGAUCUCAUUCGGAAAAUCAUGUUCAAGGGUGUCUUAUAUUUUGGUUGUGUAUACUGUGACUGAGAAGAAUUGUUCACAUGCUUGCCAAAAUAUUGAAGGUCGUUUGCUUGAUUUGCAUGCUGAA
Molecule: messenger RNA, 1408 nt
Organism: Triticum urartu
Lineage: Eukaryota; Viridiplantae; Streptophyta; Magnoliopsida; Poales; Poaceae
Product: Galactose mutarotase-like superfamily protein
Biological process (GO): glucose metabolic process; beta-D-galactose catabolic process via UDP-galactose, Leloir pathway
Molecular function (GO): carbohydrate binding; aldose 1-epimerase activity
Source: RefSeq, a predicted model, not a curated record